Emiliania huxleyi CCMP1516 is the source of this 1869-nucleotide messenger RNA. RefSeq lists its product as hypothetical. The record is from RefSeq and is a predicted model, not a curated record. Bases 39 to 1640 code for a protein of 533 amino acids. The transcript has a single exon. NCBI's taxonomy places the organism in Eukaryota, Haptophyta, Isochrysidales, Noelaerhabdaceae. Gene Ontology annotation, biological process: mRNA cis splicing, via spliceosome. Gene Ontology annotation, cellular component: spliceosomal complex.
CCGCGCUCAAAGGAAGUGCCGACAGAGCGCGCUCUGGCAUGGCCCGCGUCAAGCCGCUGCGACCACCGCCACCUCCACCGCCGCCGCCUCCGCUGCCUCCGCUGCCUCCGUCUCCGCCCACGCAGCCGCCGCAGCCGCCGCAGCCGCCGCUGCCACCGCACCCGCCGCCGAGUCCUCCGAUCCCUCCCUCGCCGCCUUCGCCGCCUCCAUCGCCGCCCUCACCGCCGCCGCCGCCGCUCUUUCGCUGCCACGAGAUGCCGCCGCUCACUGUGGCGAUAGCCAACGUCAUCGUGGCGACCUUCAUGGCCGAGCACCCUCUCUCGGCGCUCGCUCCGCCUCCCGAGGGCGUGGAGGUGAACACUUACGCCCUCACGACGAACGUCUAUCGAGCAAACAACACGCUCGAAAGCUUCAGCUACGAGGGCAUCAAGCUCUACGGCUGCGAGCGCGACGGGAUCGAGCGCGAGCGGUCGUGGUUUGAGCGCUUGCUCGACGCCACGCCUGAUGCCCUGAGCGACGUCUGGGGCGUCGCCCCCGCCUCUGUCAAGGACCAUUACCUGCCAGACGCGAUUCGAAUGGAAGUGACCGGUGUGCGCUUCACCGGUACACUCAAGUACCACGUCACUCAGCUCGGGAUUCCGGCCGGCAGCGGCGACCUCCGCUACGAGGCGGGAGGCACGAUCGUGUACGACGACAUCUCGAUUCGGAUGUCGGACAUUGAGGCGGACCGCGGCGCGGCCGGCAGGCCUGUCCGCUGUGGAGGCACCGUCCAGAUGAUGUCCCUCAACUACACCGGCCCCUACCACGGCUCCGAGUGGAUGUACAUGGGCAACUCUCCCCUCCGGCCAGACAUGAUGGGCUUUAUCUGCGACGGCCACGAGACGGAGAACCACAACCCCCUCUCGACAGGCUGGCACUGGGUCGGCCCGGGACCGCCCCCGACCGGCCUGCUGGCAAAGUCGAGGGAGAGCCUGCAGGAGAAGUGCGCGCUCGCGACGCCCGUCGAGCGCCUGCUUGGCUUCUGCGUCUUCCCGUGGGCGUGGCCUCAGGCGAUGGUGCGACUGGCAGAGAUGCGCCCGGGGGCGGCGACCGCGGUGCUGGGCUUCUACUGCGUCCUCCCGGCGGCCUUCUGGCUCGGCGUCAUCUGGUGCUGCUGCCGGCGAUCGCGCCCCGCAACGGCCCGUGCGGCGACGCACCACUCUCGCACCAUGCGCCCGUCCGAGUCGUAUGAGCCGGGCGCGCGAGACAGCUCCAAGGCGCCGCCCCCGUUCGUGCGCAUCCCGUCGGAGGCGCCGGUGGGCGUCACCGUGGUGUGGUUCGUCGGCGCUCUCGUGAGCAAGUGGCGCCGCGGCAGCUCGCGCGCCGUGUCGCGCAAUCCGUCGCAACAGUCGGUGACGAGGCAGUCGGCGACGAGGCGGCCGCUGCUCCGUGAGAUGAGCGACGAGGUGGGAGCCGCGAGCUCUCGCCCCGCCGGGCCGACAUGCGGACCGGCCCUCACAGCGCUGGUGGCCGAGCAAGAGAGGGAGCCGGCGCAGCAGCUGCUCCGGGGCUGCGGCCACGCCAGGCAGCGAGCGUCGCAGAAGCCGUCGGCUGUGACCAUCGACAUCGACCGCGACAGUGCGAGCGAGAUGCAGGUCUAGACCACAGAGUCACCCCGGAUACGUUCUUGCAUGUUGAUCUUCUGUGGCCCGGAGUACUCUGCUUUACGUGUAUGUUCCUACGUUCAGUGCGGCGGUUUGUUCAGUGUAGCUGCCUGUGUUGUCGCCAGUGUGCCCGUGAUCGGUGUGCGUGAUGUGAUGUCGUCGGAGUCUUCAGUCUACGCUUGGCGCCCUCCGUUACCGCCCUCGUACCUAGUUUGUGACGUACGGC